This is a messenger RNA of Haliotis rufescens (red abalone), 969 nucleotides long. RefSeq lists its product as uncharacterized. NCBI's taxonomy places the organism in Eukaryota, Metazoa, Mollusca, Gastropoda, Lepetellida, Haliotidae. The record is from RefSeq and is a predicted model, not a curated record. The transcript is spliced from 3 exons. The coding region runs from base 38 to 433 and encodes 131 amino acids.
ACGUAUAUCAGCGUCUGCAACAGAUCGACAGAGCCAGAUGUUUCUCAGUGGUCUCGAGGACAGCAAAUGCGCGGAGCCCAGGACAGUCUCUGAAGACAAUCCCGACAUCAUAUCAAGGUCGAAUUCCAAGCCGCUGUUUGAGGUCAGUCUCGCCGCCAGUGCAUGUGAGCCAUGUCCCCCAAAGGUUAAUUUCCUCGGCCGCUUCUACGGCAGCUGCUACGUCAUCAAACCCAGCGAGCAGCAAGUCAGAUACGUCUCCUGCGACAAAACAUGCAAGCAGCCGUGCAUGUGUUCCCGGAGCUACUGCCAGAGAACUCACUACACCAAGGUCUGGUUCCUAUCUUACUGUACAAGAAAGAUCGGCGGUUUCCAGAGCGGUUUGAACUUCCGUUUCCUGUGGCUCCCACAAGACUGUGCGUGCAGAAACUUUUAACUCAAUGGUUGACCUCGGCCUCAAGAGUUAUUGGUUCAAUGGCAUUUCUCCGUAACAGCAAUCUGACUUAAUGUUACAGAACUAUUAUCUGUUUAUAAAACAUUAUCUCUGAGUGUGAAAAUAUGUCAGCUUAUUUGUGUAUAUAUCUGACUAUACAAAAGCGCGGAAUUUCGGCCAUAAAAAACAAACAAAACACACACAAUAAAAAUCGUUUUUAUUUUUUGUUUUUUAUUCAUAUUGUUACAAGUGCUGAUGUGAUGCUACAAUCAUCUUAUUUUGUAGAAUGUAGUCAAUUCAAUUUGGUUUAUGAUAAAACAGAAAAAGAUUAUUCCUGUUUGUGUCUUCGUCGUUUACUAUACAAGUUUGUGCACGUCAAUAUAAUAAACCUGGCUUACUCGAAACUAUAUAUAAUAUAAAUCUUGUGUGUGAACAUACAAGACAUGGAUUUUCGAGUAACCCAGUUUUAUUAUCUGGGAUAUGUCCUCCACAUGUCUACCACAAAACUUCUUGAAAACUUUACUUAAAGGCCUUGGAAG